Messenger RNA from Scomber japonicus (chub mackerel), 927 nucleotides. Its product is annotated as zinc metalloproteinase nas-4. Gene Ontology annotation, biological process: proteolysis. Gene Ontology annotation, molecular function: zinc ion binding; metalloendopeptidase activity. NCBI's taxonomy places the organism in Eukaryota, Metazoa, Chordata, Actinopteri, Scombriformes, Scombridae. The transcript has 8 exons. The record is from RefSeq and is a predicted model, not a curated record. The coding region runs from base 35 to 886 and encodes 283 amino acids.
UAAAGAAAACGGGGUCGGCAUAGCGUCACAUUAUAUGGAGUCUUACCCAGAAACUUUAGAAGAGCUGGAGUCUCAUGACAUGCCAAUGAUGGAGGGUGACAUGAUACUGUCAACUGACAGGAACGCAGUGGACCGCACAUGGCCAACAACACACAUAGCGUAUGUCAUCAGCCCAGAGUUAGCCAAUCGGACAGACGACAUCCUGUCUGCUAUGAAGAUGGUGUCAGAAAACACUUGCUUGUUCUUUCACGAGCGAGACUCUGAGACGGACUACCUGUUCUUCAACACCAGCAGAGGCUGUGCUUCAUUUGUGGGCAUCAUCGGUGGCCUGCAGCCCAUAUUCAUGGGGUCGAAGUGCAAGGUGGGUAAUAUCGUGCACGAGAUCCUUCACGCUCUGGGCUUCCACCAUGAGCACACCCGGAUGGACCGCGAUCAAUACAUCACAGUUCUCCAUCAUAACGUUAUGGAAGGGAAGGAGAGAAACUUCAAGAAGCAAGACGGCGAAACCUUUGGAAUUCCUUACGACAUCAAGUCUAUCAUGCACUAUGGAGGUGGGUUUUUUUCAGCUAACGGUCUGCCCACCAUCGUACCAAACACUGAUGAUGCUGAGGGGAUGGGACAGAGAACCGAAAUGACAGAAGAAGACAUCAAGAGAGUUCGUCACCUCUACAGCUGUGACUCCACAAAGAAACACACUGAUGCAGAAAGGGGUGAACGUAAGAAGGAGAGCGAUACAACCAAAUACAUAUUGCUUCAUGAUGUGAAGACCUCCAAGAAACCACAGAAAGAUGACAAUCAUACAACCGCAGCUGUGUCUGAGUCGCUGCAGAAACUCCAUGCUGCCACUGGAGGGCGCCAUAAGACCAGCAGAGGGAGGAAAGCCUAAACUGAGCUGAGGCUGAUUCAUUUAUUAAUAAAACCAAACAC